AUGCCCGUCACCGACGAGGACGCUGCAUUGGCGGCCGUUGCUACCCUGCACUCCUUGUCCCCUGAGCAGACUGAGGCCCUGGACGGCAUCAACGCCAUUCUGCACAACGGCGAGCCCUUUGUCGACGUCCAUGAGCUGUUUGCCCUGUAUAAUCUUGUCUACUUCCGACAGCUACUCCUCCCACGUGUUCAAGUCAUCUGGUCGCCGCGCUUGACUCUGUGCGCUGGCAUCUGUGAGUUAUCCAAGGACCCCAAGACCGGAAAGUUCACGCGCAUCCGUCUGAAGCUGUCGACGCCUCUGCUGCAGUACCGUCCACGCUCCGACACCAUCAACACCCUGCUCCACGAGUCGAUUCACGCCUACUUCUUCAUCACCACCUCGUGGAGACACUCGCGCGGAGAUGAUGGAACCGGGCACGGCCUUGGCUUCCAGCUACUCGCCGACGCCGUAAACAACCACGGCAACUACAAAGUCACCAUAUACCACACCUUUCACGACGAAGUCGACAGCUACCGAACACACGUCUGGCAGUGCGACGGGCCUUGCAAGAACCAGCCCCCAUACUUUGGCCUGGUCAAGCGAAGCAUGAACCGAGCUCCUGGCAAGGGUGACACGUGGUACUCGAGACAUCAGGCCGAGUGUGGGGGGACAUUCCAGAAGGUGCAAGAGCCAGCGCCGACCAAAAAGCAAUUGGAGGCCAUGAGCACCAAAGAGCGCGCGGGACGACAGAAAAAUAAGCUGGAUAACUGGAUCAAAAAAGACGUCAAAGCCGAGGGUAAAACCCCUGCUAUGCCCAUUGUCAUUGGAGCAGAGAAUGAGGCUUCAACAUCUUUUCAAGCUGGCCAGAAACGGCCGCUAGCGGGCGAGGACCAUGAGCCUGUCGUCCAGAAGAAGUUGCUUGUCGACUGUCCGAUCUGUAGUAUCAGAUUAGCCGAGGUCACACUGGGAUUCGUCCAACAGCAAAAGUCAACUCUCCAGAGUAUUGAUCCAAUCUCGCUCAGCGUCAUCAAGAGAGCAAAAAAGGUUCAUGUAAGGAUGAGCUGGUGGGAAAUACCAAGAACUGCCAGAGAUUUCCGACACUGGCCGUACCGAGUGAAUGGGUGGCUUGCGGACCUGGUCAAAAUGUUGCUGGAAAAGGCCAAGAGCUUAGAAGUCAUCACAAUGUCUUUCGAUGAACCUACCUGGGGCACUGAGUGGGAGCAGAAAGAGAAGACACUGGCUCCACUAAAGGACAUUGCCGGCCGGGUAAAGUUUCGAUUAGGCGAAGUGGAAGCUGGCGAGGAGCUCACGGAUGAGGAAGAGGCGGAAGAAGCCAAGUUGAAGGGACCGCACAACCUUGGCCAGGAUCUCAUG
Alternaria burnsii is the source of this 1353-nucleotide messenger RNA. RefSeq names its product zinc finger rad18 domain-containing protein. The annotation marks the transcript as partial. Gene Ontology annotation, biological process: DNA damage response. The transcript is spliced from 4 exons. The record is from RefSeq and is a predicted model, not a curated record. NCBI's taxonomy places the organism in Eukaryota, Fungi, Ascomycota, Dothideomycetes, Pleosporales, Pleosporaceae. Gene Ontology annotation, molecular function: polyubiquitin modification-dependent protein binding; single-stranded DNA binding; metalloendopeptidase activity. Gene Ontology annotation, cellular component: nucleus.